AAAAGGUCCCUGUGCAGCUCAAUACAUACCAUGAACCACUACAGUAUAAAUCCAUAUGGUAAAUAAAAUUAUGUGAAAAUGUAGAUUUCAGACCAGGAAGUAAAAUGCAUACAUGUGCAGAGAGUCAUUGGAAUUCUUAGAAUAUGGAGGUUGCAAUAAAUCAACAAAUUGAACAUCUUGGCUGAAAAUCAUAUUAUUUACAACUUUGUUCUAAGAAGUGGAAACUGAUGAUAUUUUUCGCACAAGCAAUACAGGAAAGUUGAUAAUUUGGAUAGAGUUAUAAAAAAAGAUAUUUGCUGUAUAACGCAGUUUGAAGCAGACAAAUUUAUUGCAAGAUGAAGCUGAUUUUUUCGCUUCUUUUAGCAUGGUGCCCCUAUAUUCAAUCACAAAGCACUGCUGAUUCACAUGUGAAUAUCACAACAGCGGUUCCAUUGACAACAGAUAGCCCUACUACGAAUGGCAGUACCUAUGAGACUGAGCGACAUGUGGAGUAUAUGCCCUAUGAUGGCUGGUACAACAAUCGUGCACACCCUGAGUUAGGAGCGGUUGACAGUCCUUUGGUUCGUCUCCUACCCAGUGCAUAUGAGGAUGGGGUGUACGAGCCAUCUGGAAAAAAUCGACCAAACCCAUUUGAGAUUAGUGACGCCCUGAUGAGUGGUGAGACAGGACAUCCCUCUUCAAGAAACAGAACUGCCUUCAUGGUGUUUUUUGGUCAGCAGGUUGUGGAAGAAAUCCUAGAUGCUCAAGGUUCUGGUUGCCCAGUAGAAUACUUUAACAUCAAGAUACCCAGGAACCAUCGUUACAAUCCUGAUGACCGUGAUGAUAUUGAGAUGCCAUUUUUACGUACCAGAUAUGACAUGAGGACUGGCUUCUCUCCAAAUAACCCCAGACAACAGUUGAAUGAGAUCACACCUUAUAUAGAUGGAGGUUUGAUGUAUGGGGUAUCUAAAGCAUGGGCUGAUGCAUUACGUGUGACUAAAAAUGGUAAUCUUGCUCCAAGAGGUCGUCUUGCAGCUGCGAACGAUACAGAUCCAAAUGAGGGAAAUUACCCAGAAUACAAUACGAUCCGUCUGCCAAUGGCAAACCCACCUCCACCAGCUGAUCAUGUUCUUAAACCUAUCAAACGAUUUUUUAAACUUGGAAAUCCCAGAGGGAAUGAAAAUGCAUUUUUGUUGACAUUUGGAAUAUUAUGGUUCCGUUACCAUAACUACUUGACUCAUCAGUUAGAUGCUGUUCAUCCUGACUGGAGCGAUGAGAGGAUUUAUAACGAGGCAAGAAAGUGGACAGUUGCAGCACAUCAAAAAAUUGUGAUGUACGAUUGGUUACCAUCUUGGCUGGGGACAGAGGAGGAUGGGUCUGCAUUCACUCUUCCACCAUAUACUCAUUACAAGCCAGCUGUAGACCCUGGUAUAACUCACGUCUUUCAAUCUGCCGCAAUGAGGUUUGGACAUACAUUAGUGCCCCCUGGUGUUUAUAGAAGGAAUAAGACAUGUCACUUCCGCUAUACCACCACCAUGACAGGAGAGGAGGGACAUCACGCUCUGAGAACGUGUAACUCUUACUGGAAUCCACAAGAUGCUGUAAAGGAACAAGACAUAGAUGAGUUGUUGAUGGGUAUGGCCUCACAGAUCACAGAGAGAGAGGACAACAUUAUAACACCUGACCUCAGGGGUGACGUUUUUGGACCAUUGGAAUUUUCCCGGCGUGAUCUGAUGGCAAUCAAUAUACAGCGAGGUCGAGACCAUGGGCUGCCUGAUUAUAACACAGCCAGGCGUGAACUUGGACUUGACACGAUUAAUGAUGUCAGAGAUAUUAAUCCUGAGCUAUUCAAAUCAGAAGAGGGAAAAGAGUUAUUGGAAAACAUAUGGAAUCUUUACAAUGAGAGUGGUAUAGACAACAUGGAUAUUUGGGCUGGUGGAAUAUUAGAGACAACAUCAAGUGGCCCUGGAGAUCUCUUCCGGACAAUCAUUGCUGACCAGUUCCAAAGAGUUCGAGAUGGUGAUCGAUUUUGGUAUGAAAAUGAUAAAAACGGAUUAUUCACUCCCGAGGAGAUUCAGCAGAUUAAUAAGACUACUUUAUAUGAUAUCAUACAACUUGUCACAGACAUUGGGCCAAAUGAUAUACAGAAGAAUCCUUUCUUCUGGAAUACAGGAGACCCCUGUGAACAACCUAGGCAGUUGAAUCACUCAGAACUUGCAGAGUGUGAGGGACCAAAACAUUUUGACUAUUUUGUCGGAAGUGAAUUGUCCUUUAUUUUGACAUUCACAGCCCUGGGAAUCUUUUUUAUAGGUUGCAUUGUGGUCCUUUGGCUUCUUGGGAAACAUAAAGAGAGAAUGCAACGUGAAGAGAGAAGAGCAGCUGCACAAAAACGCAAUAGACGUGAUAUGGGAGAUGUCUUUUCUGUUAUGGAGUAUGUGUCAAAGAAAGAAGGUUACAGAUAUUCAUUGCUCAAAAUGGAUUCUACGAGACAUACAAUCCAGAUAAUGACAGAGGCAGGAAAACAACUGCGUUCUAUUGAUUUACAAAACAUCCAAACUGUGUUUAUUCGUACAUCUAUUGAUAAAGGAAAAAAGCUGUGCCUCAUACGGGUACCAAAGGAAUAUGAUGUGCUGAUGAAGUUUAGUAAUUUGAACAAUCGGGACCAGAUUAUUGGCAAAAUUGAGACUUUCUUAGGAGGUUUAGGAGUUGCACAUAAACGAUCCGAAGACAAGGAAAGUGUCAUUAUGAAAGACGUUGUGACGAAGGACAAUCGACAAAAACUGGUUGAAAAGUUCUUCAGAGUUGUUUUUGCCCAGGCAUUUAAGAUCAAAGAUGAAAAUCGAGAUGAUGUCACUUCACUUGAUGCCAAAGCAGCUAAGGAUGUUAUCGACUGUGAACUCACCAAGUCAGAGUUUGCAGAAGCCCUUUCAAUGAAGGCCAGUUCAACAUUUAUAGAGCAGAUGUUCUCAUUGGUUGAUAAGGAUAACAAUGGUUAUAUAUCAUUCAGAGAGUUUCUAGAUAUGAUCGUCAUCUUUGCCAAAGGUGACCCUGAAGCUAAAGCCAAACUUUUGUUUGACAUGUAUGACAUCGAUCAAACUGGCAAACUCGACCGGGAAGAAUUCAAACGUAUGCUGAGGUCAUUAAUGGAGCUUGCAAAUGAAAAGGUGACAGAGGACCAGAUGGACACAUUACUCAACUCCAUGUAUACAUCAGCUGGGUUGGCUAACAAAGAGAGCAUCACACUGAAAGAAUUCAAUACAAUUCUAGGGGACUAUAAAGAGGAACUUGGACAUGCUCAGUUGAAAUGGGAUGGAGCAAAUGUUGGUAAAGAUCUACCAAAGAGAGAGAAUGCUCCCUCAAGAGCUAGGAAAACGCUUGUCAGAGCUUUUAGUUCACCAGGAAAUGACAACAUAAAUAAACGAAUCAGCAAUGUUGCUGUGAACACAGUUAAACGUAAACCUGUCAGUAAGACAGAAAACCCUGUCAUGGAGAAAUUCACUGAAUUCAAACGAUAUAUUGAGAACUACAGAGCUCACAUAUUCUGGCUGUCACUUUACACACUUGUAACCAUUGGGGUGUUUGCUGAGAGGGCAUAUUAUUACUCGGUUGAACGUGAACAUGCAGGAUUGCGUACUAUUGCUGGCUAUGGAGUAACAGUGACCAGAGGGGCUGCUAGUGGCAUGAUGUUCACCUUUACAUGUCUCCUCGUCACAAUGUGUAGGAACACCAUCACAUAUCUGAGAGAAACCUUUUUACAUCGCUUCAUUCCAUUCGACGCGGCCAUUUCUAUGCACAAGUACAUUGCUAUGUGGGCUUUGUUUUUCACAGUGAUGCAUUGUAUUGGACAUGCCUUCAAUUUCUACCACAUUGCUACCCAAACUGCCAAUGAUCUGACUUGUAUCUUCAGGGAUUAUUUCCAUGCGACCGAUGAGUUGCCAAAGUUUCAUUACUGGUGUUGGCAGACUGUGACAGGUGUGACAGGAGUUCUUGUCACAUUGCUUGUCAUAAUGAUCUAUGUCUUUGCAACACAAUACGCACGACGUAAUGCUUUCAAAGUAUUUUGGUUCAUUCACAAUUUGUACCCAGUCAUGUACAUUCUAAUGUUCAUGCAUGGAAGUGGAAUGUUGGUACAGCCAGCCUUCUUCCACUAUUUCUUCCUGGGACCUGCAAUACUCUUCACACUGGACAAACUUGUCAGUGUCAGUCGCAAUAGAGUCGAGAUAUCUGUUGUCAGAGCUGAACUUCUACCCUCAGAGGUGACUCACCUGGAGUUCAAGAAACCACUGAAUUUUGAGUACAAAUCUGGUCAGUGGGUCCGUAUAGCAUCCCUGGCUCAGAAUGGGAGUGAGUACCAUCCGUUUACUUUGACUUCUGCCCCCCAUGAGGAGACCCUCAGUGUACAUGUACGCAGUGUUGGACCUUGGACAUCUAAUCUGAGGCAGACAUAUGACCCCAGUAAACUUCUAGAUAGUCCAUAUCCAAAACUCUUCUUAGAUGGACCAUUCGGCGAGGGACACCAGGAUUGGUACAAGUUUGACAUAGCAGUGCUAGUUGGUGGCGGAAUAGGUGUUACUCCAUUUGCAUCAAUUCUCAAGGACCUUGUCGAGAAGUCUCGGAAAAAUGUCAAAUUCAACUGCAAAAAGGUGUAUUUCCUGUGGGUAACACGCACCCAGAAGCAGUUUGAAUGGCUGACUGAUAUCAUAAGAGAAGUAGAGGAUAAUGACCAAAGAAAUCUUGUCUCAGUUCACAUAUUUGUCACUCAAUUCUAUCACAAGUUUGAUCUCCGAACAACAAUGUUGUAUAUAUGUGAGAGACAUUUCCAAAAAAUUUCCAAUCAGAGUCUCUUCACUGGCUUGCGAUCCAUCACACAUUUUGGUCGCCCUGACUUCCACAGUUUCCUGAAUUCCUUGCAAGAUGAACACCUUGAUAUAUCCAAGAUUGGAGUAUUCAGCUGUGGUCCACCUCCCAUGACUCAUAAAGUGGAGGAAGCCUGCUCCCAACUCAACAAAUGUGACGGGGCUUCUUAUCAACAUCACUAUGAGAAUUUCUAGAGACAAUUUUAGAGAUACAGCAUAUCUGAUAAUGAUAGAUUUCCUAAGAGAUCCAACUGAUGUGAUUAUAUAUCAUAUAUGAGAAGUUCCAAAUAAAAGUUCCGAUAUGAUUUCAAAAAUAAUAGAAUGUAAUAACAAUGAAUGACAUGAUACCACUCGCAUCAUCAAUUUUAGAUAUUUUUUUAGAUGUUUAUUAUUCAUACAAAAGAUACUUUCCAAAAAAACAUUGUGUUUAGCACCCGAUCUCAACAUAUUUUUCAAAAUGUGGAAAUAUUUUAUACAAAGAUUAGAUUGCCCUUUUCCUCAUUUAUACCAUAUCAAACAUUUCUUCUGCACUAUGUCAUCAAAGUUUAAUAUCUUCCACACCCCAUUCUCUUGUUAUGAUGUGCUCCAAAUCUAUGUUUUUUGGAUAGUUGGUUUGAUAAUUUUUUUUUAUACUGGGGACCUCAGUUGGUUGGAAAAAUAUUUUUUAUAAAAAUGUAUUUUUAAUGAGAAAUACUCAUGGUCAGAGAUAUGAUUGUCUAAAAUCACUCUCCAUACCAUAGCUAGUCCUUUGUCUAAUUAUUAUUUUAUUAAGUUGUGGCCAGGGGGAAGAUUUUCCAGAGUUCAGAGGAGCAUUAAGGCAAAGCUAAGGGGAACCCCCUGAUGCCAAGUACAUGUAAUACCAAAUAAUUCUGGGAGCUAAUCUUCCUUAAUUGUGCUUAUCCCUCUCAUUAUUCAAAUUGUACAUUUUAAUAUCACCACCACAUAUGGUGACAUACAUGUAUUGUAUUGUUAUUGUCUCCAACAUUUUUGUGGACGAGGUCCAGCUGUUGAUGUUCGAUAGGUGGCUACAUUUUGCAUGUUAAUGGCUUGUUUAUUUUUAGUGAUUCUCUUAUGUUUGUGUGUACAGUAUGUGAAUGUAAG
Molecule: messenger RNA, 5936 nt
Organism: Owenia fusiformis
Lineage: Eukaryota; Metazoa; Annelida; Polychaeta; Sabellida; Oweniidae
Source: the annotation of a GenBank genome assembly